AUGGGCUCUUCCAAGGCGUCCGAUGCUGCACCUCCCCCCAGGCCCUCUCGUGGCUGGGAUGCCACCGCGCACGAAGCUCUCCUCUUGUGCAUCAUCGAUGAAGUCAAGGGCGGCAAGGCGCUGAUGACCGAGGUCACCAAGAAGAUGCAAGCCCGAGGCUACACCUACAGCUACGAUGCCAUCAAUCAACAUGUCCAGAAAUUGCGCAAGAGCCGUGAUACUGCAGGCAUCGUCGCAGCCUCCUCCGAGCCUGGCGCUGCCACUCCGCGCAAGAGCGCCACUCCGACUCCUCGCAAGCGCCGCUCCGCCAAGAAGGAGAUUGACGAUAUGGACGACGCCCUGAGCCUCAAGCUGGAGCAGCACGAAGAUGAGGAGAUGGGCAGUCCUUGCGAGCGCCCGCGUAAGCGCGGCAAGUCUCUCCUCUCGGCCCAAAUCAACGCCUUGGAUAACGAGACCAAGCUUGAGAACGAGGAUGGCUACUAA
This is a messenger RNA of Trichoderma reesei QM6a, 483 nucleotides long. RefSeq lists its product as uncharacterized. NCBI's taxonomy places the organism in Eukaryota, Fungi, Ascomycota, Sordariomycetes, Hypocreales, Hypocreaceae. The record is from RefSeq and is a predicted model, not a curated record. The transcript has 3 exons. The coding region runs from base 1 to 483 and encodes 160 amino acids.